AAGAAGUGAAUGUCAGUGCGACUGUGAUUGAGAAACAAAUAACCAACAUCAAAAGCCAUGUCCAUGCAGGUUGACUUAGAAUUGAAAAAGGCCUUUCAAGAGCUGCAAACAAAAAUGAUAGCAACAACACAACAAAUCAAACUAUCAGAUGCACAGAUUGACCAGCUUAAAAGAAGCAUCAAACAUUCUGAAUUAGUGGAGCAUGAAAUUGGAGCUCUCCCAGAAACCACAAGAUUAUAUGAAGGUGUAGGAAGAAUGUUCAUUUUGCAACCUAAGGACGAUAUUAAACAAAAUCUAGUGAAUAAAAAGAAAGCAGCAGAGGAAAAGAUCAAAAACUUUGAGACUUCCAAAUCUUACUUAGAGAAGAGCAUUAAAGAAAGUGAAGACAACCUUAGGGAAUUAGUCAUGUCAAAACAACAAAAUAGAUAGUUCAUUUGUGUGUAUAUGUGUUUUUUUUUUUUUAAAUAAAUUUUUGUACAAGUAUUUG
Saccostrea echinata is the source of this 487-nucleotide messenger RNA. Its product is annotated as prefoldin subunit 1-like. Gene Ontology annotation, cellular component: prefoldin complex; cytoplasm. The transcript has 4 exons. The coding region runs from base 58 to 429 and encodes 123 amino acids. The record is from RefSeq and is a predicted model, not a curated record. Gene Ontology annotation, molecular function: protein folding chaperone. Lineage: Eukaryota; Metazoa; Mollusca; Bivalvia; Ostreida; Ostreidae. Gene Ontology annotation, biological process: protein folding.